Messenger RNA from Rhizoctonia solani, 2208 nucleotides. RefSeq names its product Rhodanese domain-containing protein. Lineage: Eukaryota; Fungi; Basidiomycota; Agaricomycetes; Cantharellales; Ceratobasidiaceae. The coding region runs from base 1 to 2208 and encodes 735 amino acids. The transcript has 5 exons. Gene Ontology annotation, cellular component: cytoplasm; nucleus. Gene Ontology annotation, biological process: G2/M transition of mitotic cell cycle; positive regulation of G2/M transition of mitotic cell cycle; positive regulation of G2/MI transition of meiotic cell cycle. Gene Ontology annotation, molecular function: thiosulfate-cyanide sulfurtransferase activity; protein tyrosine phosphatase activity. The record is from RefSeq and is a predicted model, not a curated record.
AUGGCGUCUACGUUCUUCUCGACAACAUCCGACUCGGCAUUUGCCACUCGCCCUCGCAGCUCGACCACCAAGACACUCACCGACGCACCUUUUCUCACCGAAGCCGAGGAUCUCGAGAUGUCGUUUGCGUCGACAAUGUCGCUUAGCUCAGCACCCAACUCACCUCCUACCCACUCGUCCGACUUUCCUUCGGGCACCCAUUUCCUUAUUCCUCACCAGCAACACAAGAAUCCAUCGUCGCCGGUGCCUAUGGAUAUUUCCCCUGCUCCUCGUCGCAUUGCCUCAACUCUCAGGUACACUCCUUCGGACCGUGCAUCGACCACCAAGGGCCUAACUGGCAGUGCACUCGUCAAGGAGCUCCUACGAUCAUUUGGCCAGGAUGUCGCCAACACUUCCCACAACUCGGCAACCAACUCUUCAACUUCAACCGUACGUGACAUUCCCCGCAACAACAAGACACCCGUAAGCGCCAGUGUCAAGUCCAACUCGUCCCGUUCGCGCGGCACUCUUCCAAUGGGUUGGAUGCAACAAUCCGAAACCAUCUCGUCUCGGCUCGACUCCAAAUCUUCCGAGUCUUCGCGUCCUCAUCCUGUACGCAACCGUAGCCAAACGGUGGAUUUCACCCACGUGAACGAGGAAACUCACCACUCAACCGCGUCGGUCGCGUGGGAUAACGUAGUCACGUGCGAUGCGAUGGAUAUUGACGGUGAUGUCUCGCUCGCACACAGUGCUACGGCCCCGAGCUCCCCCAGUGGACCGGCUGGCUCCAGCUUCAACGAGCUGUUCUUCCAGCCCAGCUCUCCCAACAGCAAGCAUCAUGAUGACGAGCAUGAGGAAUUCCCCGAGUUUGAUCCUGAAGAGGAGAUUGCUCACCAAGAACAGAGAGCUGCCGACCUCGUUGCUUCGUCACCCGACAAACCUGCCCUCUUCUCGUCAUCACCUCCCGUGUCUCCAUCCUCCCGUCCUGUUCGACCAGGUCCUGGUGUUGGCCUUGGUCGACCAUUCGAGCGUUCGGUGACAACUGGUGGUCAAGGUAGCUUGUUCCAAACUUUAGCCGCAGGUCAGGCAUUGCCCAAACGUGGAAAUGCUUUCGCAUCCCGUCGCCCAGUUGUUCUCCAAAAUGAUGCUGCCACCAGCUCCACUGGCUCUCUUCUAUCCACUAGACCCGGUCAGCUUCAGCCUUCUCGUCGUGCCUUUUCAGCCUCGAUUACUAGCUCUGCGCUUGUCAUGGGCAACCCUAUCCUUGACAACCUUGGUUCGGAUGACUCGCACUGUGAUGAUGGUAGUCCUGCUCGUGCGUAUGCUACUCGCAAGGCUGCUGGGCCCCCCAUGCGUCGGUUGGCACCUCCACAGAAUGAAAGGGCAAAGCAAAGCAGUCCCCUCUCCAGGGUUGGCUUGCCUGGCUUUGGAGAUAACGAGGCUGAUGGCAAGAUCCUCCCUUGUCACCGCGUGCGUGAAGACGGUUUGAUGAGAAUCAAUUGUGAUACGAUCAACUCGUAUACCGUCAUCGACUGCCGAUUUGACUACGAGUAUGCAGGUGGCCAUAUCCCUGGUGCGAUCAACUUGAACACGACCCAGGCGAUCGAAGACUAUUUGCUUGGUGACAAUAAACCUGCUCCAAACCGAAGCGGAGAUGGACCAAGAAGGACGUUUUGGUCUUUCACUGCGAAUUUAGCGCCAAACGUGCGCCACCUUCAUCUUCGCUCUCGCGAUCGCGCGCUGAACAGUCAUUCGUAUCCGAAUGUUCAUUAUCCCGAGGUCUAUAUUAUGGCCGGUGGAUUUAAUCAAUACUUCAAGGAGAAACCGAGUCAAGUGGAGCCUCCGUUUUCGUACGUUCAAAUGGAUGAUCCGGUGCACUUGCGCGCCCGCCACAGCGACCUGAACAACUUCCGCCGAUGGGAACGCACCAAAUCUUAUACCUAUGGUGAAAAGCAGGCCGCGGCGGCAGCCCUUGCAUCUGGCAAGGCGCACAUGAAGCACAGCAGUGCACCCGCGGAUACCGGCAACUCACAGGCCCCAUCACGAAUGAAUGGCGGGACGAGCAAUCUGUCAACACUGGACGAAAACGACGACUCGAUUUACAGUCAUGAAGACGAUCUUAGUCCCUGUCCACCUUCGGGAGCCGCCAACUACCUUCGAUUGGCCGGCAAGUCUCGUGGGGCGCUCGAGCGUGCGAACUCGUUUGGGUUCGCCAUGACGAAACGGUAA